Striga asiatica is the source of this 1551-nucleotide messenger RNA. The record is from the annotation of a GenBank genome assembly. Lineage: Eukaryota; Viridiplantae; Streptophyta; Magnoliopsida; Lamiales; Orobanchaceae.
AUGAAGAACCUCUUCUCUUCUAUGAGAGUGGUGUUUUUGCUCUUUAAUCUGUUGUUAUGCUUCAAUGGGGUGGCUGUUUUAGCACAUACAGGGUUUGGCGAGCAGCCCCUUUCAAGAAUUGCGAUCGAAAAAGCCUAUCUUGCUCUUAAGGAUUCGAUCUCCAUUAAAGCCUCCCCUUCUGUUCUUGGGUUCAACGUAUGUAGUUUUGUUGGGUUUUAUUCGAUGCUCUUGAACUCCGAUGUUAAUGAUUUCAGCCGUGUUGUGAAAAAGCUGAGAAGGGGUGAGGACACAGAAUGGGUUAAUGUACAAAUUGAAAACGACGAGCCUUCAAAUGAUGAUUGGGUUGGUGUAUUUUCCCCCGCAAAGUUCAAUGGAUCUAUUUGUUAUACGGAAAACAACCGAAAGGAACAAGCUCCACACAUUUGCACUGCCCCAGUAAAGUAUCAAUUUGCGAAUUUCUCGAAUAUCGACUAUGCAAAAACCGGGAAGGCUUCACUACGGCUCCUGUUAAUAAAUCAGCGGGCAGACUUUUCAUUUGCAUUGUUUGGAGGCGGGUUAUCAAAUCCACAACUUAGGGCAGUAUCAAAUUCCAUAUCGUUUAAAAAUCCUAAGGCACCACUCUAUCCCCGUCUUGCUCAGGGAAAGUCUUGGAAUGAAAUGACAGUGACUUGGACAAGUGGGUACAACAUAGAUGAAGCUGUACCUUUUGUCGAGUGGGGUUUUAAAGGAUCACCUGCACGUACUGUCGGUUGGCGUGACCCGGGUUUCAUUCAUACAAGUUUCCUUAAAGAUUUGUGGCCAAAUACUGAAUACACCUACAAGAUUGGCCACAUAUUAUCGAAUGGCUCCAUUGCCGAGCGUGAUGGUUCGAAUGAGUAUAGCAAUUAUCAGCCUGGCUCGUUAAACACAACCGACCAAAUUAUCAAGGAUUUGAAGAAUAUCGACAUAGUUUUCCACAUAGGAGAUUUAGCAUAUUCCAAUGGCUACAUUUCCCAAUGGGACCAAUUCACAGCUCAAGUCGAACCUAUAGCAUCCAAAGUGCCUUAUAUGGUCGCUAGUGGAAAUCACGAGCGUGAUUGGCCAGGGUCGGGUUCGUUUUACGACACACCGGAUUCCGGUGGAGAGUGUGGUGUUCCAGCCGAGACAAUGUUUUUUGUUCCUGCUGAGAACAGAGCAAAGUUUUGGAGAUUUAGGAGACUUAGAACUCUAUUUAUUCUCAUGGUUGAAGGAAACGAUGGAGUGAAUAACAAAUGUGUCAACUCGGAAAAAUCUCGCUACUCGGGGACUGUGAACGGGACAAUACACGUGGUGGUGGGAGGAGGUGGGUCCCACUUGUCGGAGUUCAGCCCCGUCAGCGCCAGCUGGAGCCUCUACAGGGAUUACGACUGGGGUUUCGUGAAGCUCACGGCAUUCAACCAUUCGUAUCUUUCCUUCGAGUACAAAAAGAGUCGUGAUGGAAAAGUUUACGACUCUUUUACUGUCUCUAGGGACUACAGAGAUGUGUUGGCUUGUGUUCAUGAUGGCUGUGAAGCAACCACUUUAGCUUCUUGA